Molecule: messenger RNA, 651 nt
Organism: Helobdella robusta
Lineage: Eukaryota; Metazoa; Annelida; Clitellata; Rhynchobdellida; Glossiphoniidae
Exons: 4
Coding region: 1-651 (216 amino acids)
Biological process (GO): proteolysis
Molecular function (GO): serine-type endopeptidase activity
Source: RefSeq, a predicted model, not a curated record
AUGACCAGCACAGCUAUCGGCAACAAAAUCAUGCGCAAAGUGAUUUCGUACAAUGCAACUACAUUCGACGUAGAUAUCCUAGAGGAGGAAAAUAUGAAGAUCACCAACAUAACUUUCGUGAGAUCAUGUCAAAAUAAUCUCGUUAUUACUCUACAGUGUUUGAAAGAAAUUUGUGGCACAAGAUUGCUGAAUUCCUCAAGGUUUCAAAAUAAUUACAUUGUCCAUGGCAAGAAGGUUGAGAGGGGCGAAUUUCCGUGGUAUGCCAGAUUAACAUGUGAAACAAUAUUGUGUGGUGCAAGCAUCAUCAAGCAACAAUGGUUGGUCACUGCUGGUCAUUGCAUAGUUCAACUAGAUGGACCAAAGAAUAAAUUUAUUGUUAGAUUUAGUCCUAGUCAGUGUAGCGUAUCAGUGGGAGCCGUUUUCAAAAACGAUAGAAACUGGAACAUAUACAGAAUAGAAAAAUUUAUUGUUCAUGAUAAGUACAGUAACAAAGGAAACGACAUUGCUUUGAUAAAGUUGAACCGAAAAUUGACAUUCUCAGCUUUCGUGCGACCAGUCUGCUUGCCGAGACAAAAAUACACUGUAUCAGAUUUUCCUAUUUGUGUGGCCAUAGGUCUCGGGAAAACUAUCCGAGGUUUUCUUGAUGUUUAG